Sphaeroforma arctica JP610 is the source of this 167-nucleotide messenger RNA. RefSeq lists its product as hypothetical. The transcript has a single exon. NCBI's taxonomy places the organism in Eukaryota, Ichthyosporea, Ichthyophonida. Gene Ontology annotation, cellular component: nucleus. Gene Ontology annotation, biological process: regulation of gene expression. The record is from RefSeq and is a predicted model, not a curated record. The annotation marks the transcript as partial. Gene Ontology annotation, molecular function: histone binding.
AUGCUCAAGAAUGACAACACUAUCGAUCCGGUCCUAGAGGAGAAGAUUAUAAACGAGGAAUAUAAAAUAUGGAAGAAGAACUCGCCUUCCCUGUAUGACAUGGUCUUAACCCAUGCACUAGAAUGGCCCAGUUUGACUGUGCAGUGGCUUCCGGGAGGUGGAAGAAG